This is a messenger RNA of Hevea brasiliensis (rubber tree), 495 nucleotides long. RefSeq lists its product as uncharacterized. The record is from RefSeq and is a predicted model, not a curated record. NCBI's taxonomy places the organism in Eukaryota, Viridiplantae, Streptophyta, Magnoliopsida, Malpighiales, Euphorbiaceae. The transcript has a single exon. Bases 1 to 495 code for a protein of 164 amino acids.
AUGGUCUUAACAUCACCAGAGCACAGCUCCGGCUCCGGUUCCGGCUCACCGAAGCGGCUAACUCUGGGCUUGCUCAUGUCCAUAUCAUCCCUCAUGGCUCUCUGCGCCAAGCAUGCAACCAGAGUCUCCACCAAGCUCAAGCCCACGGCCACCAAGUCCACCCACCACCACCGUGACGGCGACAAAACUCCAAAACUAAUGUCGCCGAAAUCGCCUCUAGUCCGCCCGAAGCAGCUGUUGACGCAGAUAAGCAACAAGGCAAUCUCGUUUAUUCACAACAAGAAACGAGCGGACGAAGACGACGACGUUGUGGAGUCUGACGAGUUCGGGGACGGUGGGGUUUGGCAGAAGUCGAUCUUGAUGGGGUAUAAGUGCCAGCCGUUAGAUUUUUCGGGUGUAAUUUAUUAUGAUAGUAGCGGGAAGCAGCUUAACGAGGUUCCUCUCCGAUCACCGCGUGCCAGUCCUAUUCCAGGAUACUUGACUUGCGGGAAAUAG